CUGAGCGUAGUGUGUAUGGUGGUUUCCAAGCCGGUGUUAGCAAAGCUGUGCAAAUCUCCAUGAGGUCUAGCUGUGUUUUAUGUUAUUUUAGGAGUAAGUUUACUUGCCGAAAGACAGAUUAAACUGGUCAGCUGAAUAUUAACGACAAGCAAGCUCGUAAACAUGGAGAUUCCGUGACGGCUAAAUGUUUAGCCCUGAACUAGUCAGACUUCUAGGAUUGUACGUGUCCACAUUAGGAGCAAUUUAGUCCUCUAGUAGAGAGGAGGCCUGCGGACAUGGCAGGCAGAGGCCGAGGAGUAGCUGCCUUCACCUUCAACAUCGACGCUCUGGGCAUCAGCAGGGGCAGCAUGCCAGAAGCCAGGGUGGGGCCCAGCCCUCUGUUUCCAAGCAUAGACUUUAAACCAGUUCCACUGAAAGCUGGUGAAGAUGAGGACUACAUGCUGGCCUUAAAACAGGAGAUGAGAGCAACGAUGCAACGGCUGCCGCACAACAUCAAGCCUCAGUCCAAUAAAUCAGAAGUGGAGAGAUACACUGAGAGAUACCUGAAGAAAAGUCAGAUUGAGGAUGAAGACUGGACUCCAGACUGGAGCCUCUUUCCAAAAGAAUUGAUGCCCCAAACUAAAAAACCUCGUGCAAAAGCAGGCACCAAGAAGAAACCAGUGAAGAUAUCACGCAAAGAGACAGAAGACAUGCUGAGCAAAUUAGACGAACUGGCAAAGAAUGAUGAUAGAAACCCUGAAAAAUCAGAUGACGAGACUGAAAAGAAACCUGGGAAUGAGGAAGAAGAGGAAGUUGAAGCAGAAGAGUAUGAUGAAGAGGAUAUUGAAGAGGAAAAUGACUACAUUGACAGUUAUUUUGACAACGGUGAAGAUUUUGCUGCAGACAGUGAUGACAAUAUGGACGGUGAAGCAACAUACUGAGACAAUGCGACUCAGCCGUUUAAACUCAAGUGAGCAUGCACUGUUGAAUUAAACAACCAUUGUGUGGUUGUUUCAGUUGGUUGACUAUUGUAGAUACGUUGGGAAUAGUGUUUAAAAGAGAUCCUUUGUUUGCUUUAUUUUGUGUGAUCCUGAGAAGUGAGUUCUGUUUAAAAAAAUGUAAAUAAGAAAUGCAAAUCUAUGUGCACACUGGCAAUAAUUUAUUCAAAAUAGAUUUAUUUAUUCUUCAGCAUGUAGACAGAUUCCACAGGUUGAAAGGCACAUACUGUCAACAACAUGUAAUGCUUUGUCAUAAAAUAUCAAGUGAACACAGUGAUAAAAUAAAAGGGCUAUAUACCAAA
This is a messenger RNA of Amphiprion ocellaris (clown anemonefish), 1279 nucleotides long. RefSeq names its product polymerase (RNA) III (DNA directed) polypeptide G (gene polr3g). Gene Ontology annotation, cellular component: RNA polymerase III complex. The record is from RefSeq and is a predicted model, not a curated record. The coding region runs from base 276 to 920 and encodes 214 amino acids. The transcript has 8 exons. NCBI's taxonomy places the organism in Eukaryota, Metazoa, Chordata, Actinopteri, Pomacentridae. Gene Ontology annotation, biological process: transcription by RNA polymerase III.